GUCAUAAUCAAUCCAAUUUGCACCGGUAGUCGAGCUCCAGAAUGGUACAAAAUGCAAACCACCCGCAAUUGUCCCGACGAUCUACGAAUUCAGCUCACAAUUCGGAUGGACAAACCCAGCAAUCUCAAGUACUGUGGCUACUGCUACGCUGUUGGUCGCAAUGCUUUCAAGAAAUGGCGGAAACGCUACAUUUGCCUCAUUCAGGUUUCACAGUACACCUUCAUUAUGGCAUCCUAUAAGGAGCGCAAAUCUGAGCCGCUGGAAAUUAUGCCGCUUGAUGGAUACACGGUGGAUUACUGUGAACCACAACAUGACCUGGUCAGUUUGGGCGGCGGGAGGUAUUUCUUCAACUUGGUGAAAGAGGGUGAUGGCAUGUACUUCGCGACAGAUGAUGAGAACGAGAGACAGCUGUGGGUUCAAGCAAUCUAUCGGGCAACUGGACAAACUCACAAGCCGACUCCACCACUGCAGCCGUCUCUUCCAACCUCUGAUGCUCUUGCAGUCACCACAGCUUCCAAUGUCACUGCAGCAUCGGCGAAAGGCGGUAAGAACGAGUUGAAAUUUACCACAAAAGCGAUAUUUUCAUUAGACAAUGAAUCUUCAAUAAUUCAAUAA
Rodentolepis nana is the source of this 615-nucleotide messenger RNA. NCBI's taxonomy places the organism in Eukaryota, Metazoa, Platyhelminthes, Cestoda, Cyclophyllidea, Hymenolepididae. The record is from the annotation of a GenBank genome assembly.